GUUGAUAUCUAUGAAUUUAUUGUUCUCUUUUUUCUUUUCUGAAAAGAAAUGAUGUCAGGAAUAGAGAAGCGUUUUUUUGAGGGUGGGGAUGGUGGUAAAAACCCCAAGUACUCAAUUACAGACUUGGACAAACAUAACUUCAAGGCUAUUGGAGAGAUAUUUGCUGUCAGCAUCGCACAGGGAGGACCACCACCAAACUUCUUUUCGCAGUGGUGUUACAAGUAUAUAUCUACUGGAGAAGUGGAUCAGGAAGCAAUAACUGAAAGAAACAUUACUGACCCUGAAGUCAUGGAACUAAUUAAAGAGAUUAAGGCAGCUGACAACACAACUGUCAUGGAGUUCACAGACAGAAUUUUGUCAUGUGGUUAUACAGGGGCAGUGUCUUUUGAAAAAAAAGAAGAGAUUGUGCGCUCUGUGGUUCUACACUCUACAGUGAGGUUACUUCCCAUGCUACAACAAAUCGCCUCUGGAUUGAAACUGUAUGACCUCCUUAGCUUGGUACAACAAGAAACUGACAUUUGCAGGCAGCUGUUUGUUCCAGGAUCUUUUUGCAAGGUGGAUGCUGAUUUUCUGAUGAACUCACUAUCACCUUCAUUUAGUGAGAUGGGUACAAUGAGGCGUGCAAGGGAGUCCAAAGUAGUCAACUUUCUGCAGGACUAUUUACAGGACAUGGAGGAUGAAGGUGACUAA
Messenger RNA from Megalobrama amblycephala (Wuchang bream), 690 nucleotides. Its product is annotated as G2/M phase-specific E3 ubiquitin-protein ligase-like. The coding region runs from base 49 to 690 and encodes 213 amino acids. Lineage: Eukaryota; Metazoa; Chordata; Actinopteri; Cypriniformes; Xenocyprididae. Gene Ontology annotation, molecular function: ubiquitin-protein transferase activity. The transcript is spliced from 5 exons. The record is from RefSeq and is a predicted model, not a curated record.